CAUGUGUCUAUGAAAGAGCACGAGGAAAUGAUCCAGCACCGCGCUGCUUUCCUAAUCCAUCGUGUACGUACCUGCUACGCGCGGCCGCUUUUGUGUGGCAGAUGCACUUAACACACAGGGUUGGUGAAUGCCUGGAAUGGUGAUCUGCAGCCGUUGCGGACAUCAGAGGGCCGAGGGCGCACCGCAACGCGACAGACAGGUCGCGUCGCGAACAGAGGAAGCGACGCCCCCCGGACCCGGAGGGGGAGAGCACCCUGUACACCCUGUCGACGGCGAGGAGUGCCGGAGACGGAGUGUGUUGGUUUCGCUGGUUUGGCUAGGCCCUCCCUGCUCCCUCGCGCACUCAUCGCGGGCCGCCCCUGCUGCUAUCCGGACGCCGGGCUCCGGAGCAUAGGAGGCCGGCUGAUUCGGCGCCACCGCGGCGGCGGCGCGUCUCCGCAGCUCGCACUUGCAGGCGUGGCCGCGUGGGGGCAGACUAGCGAGCCGCUGAUGCUGAGGCGCCGCAGCGUGCGUACAGCGGAGGAAAACUCGCCGCCGCCGGUCAGCAUGGCGAGUCGCGGAGGAUGGGAGUGCCUGACCGAUGGAGCAAGCGCAGGGGGUUGAGCUGAGCACGCCGCGUGGUGACUGGCCAAGGAGCUAAGCGUGCGGCGCCAUGAUACUCCAGUCACUGUGCCUUGGCUUCCUGCCAUUGCUGGACGCCGUCGGCGGCUUGGUAUCCACUCUUCACAGCUCCAUUGCCCUCCAUAGCCCGAGUCACGGUGGGCAGUUCAUCCAUGGCGUCGGUAAAAAUGAGGAAACAGAGGCGCCAAAAUCCAACCACGCCGUCGUGGACAGCGACCCUCUCGACCUGUGGCAUCUCUGGACGGUAGAUCUGCUCGACACCAGCCACGUCCCCGUCGACCUGGUGUUCCCGUGCGCGUGCAACGUCGCCAGCGCUAGGAGGUCACAAAGAUCCCGUACGAAGCUGCAGAGGAGGAAAGGAUCCGUCUUCGGAGGCGGGAGCAGCCGUCGUGACGGCGGGUCGUUCCGGCGGCUGGUGGCGAGGCAUGAGCAGCACCUAACGUGCGCCGUGGUGGUGGCCGCGCUGCAGGUGUUCCUGCACCUGACGCGCGCCAACGCCACCACGCUGUUCCUGCCGCUGCUGUCGCAGGCCACGGGGUCCGGCCGCGGCGCCGCCCGGGUCGGCGACGCCGUGCUCGUGCUGGUGAACACCUGCGGCGUCCUCGGGUCCGCCCUCGCCGCCAGGGAGCUCGGCCGGGAGGCCAUGUGCGCCAUCGGCGGCGUCCUCAUCGUCCUCUGGCAGGUCGCGGUGCCGGCGGUGGCGGGCGGGCUGGGCGGCAGCGCGCGGAUGGCGGGCGGCCGGGCGGGCACGCGGCGGGGUUGUUCGCGGUGGCGUGCGCCGUGUCGGGCGGGUUCAGCUGGGCGUGGGGCGUUCUGGGCCGUGCCGGGCGAGGGCAUCCGGUCCGUGGGGCAGGCGGCGGGGGCGGCGCUCGGCUUCGCGCAGAUGCAGUGCUUCCUGCUCACGCUGCGCCAGCUCAAGCACGCCGCCUUCGCCUACUACGCCGUCUGGAUCUGGUCCUGACCCGGACCGGACCCGGGACCCCCCACGGGCGGCGACGGCGAUGCCCGAUGUGCGCGUGCAUGCCGCGCUGGUCCGUUGACACGCCGCAUCUCGAUCGCGGAAUAAUGGGCGGCUCGCCGGUUUGGGAACUUUAAGGAGGCUGGUCCUGGCCGAUCAUAUAUGGCAUCGUAUCCGGAGGCUAGCUGCAGCCGCCGUGCUCUUGCUCGCCGUUGACAGGGACGGACGACGGCGACCCGAGCGUAGUGGCGCCACGCUACUGCGCUCGUAUUCUUCGCACCCGUCCCGGCGGCUUCCAGGUGAUCGAUGAAGCAACGCCACGCGCAUUCGUUCUCGCCCGUGAGCGAGAGCCAAUGAACUUGGCAUGCAUCGAGACACUCUUUGUAUAAUGGGUCGCACUACAGACCGGACACAAGGAUAGAGACGUAUCCCUUUUUUUUCCUUCAUGGUGUGUGCGCUACCAUACAUUACAUGUGUAGUAUGUACAUAAUAAGGUCGAUACUCGAUCAAAGAUGUAAAAGUUUCUGAAAUUUUGAAUGCUGAAGUGAUCAGGGAUUACUCUCUUUUUUAAGGAAACA
This is a messenger RNA of Setaria italica (foxtail millet), 2157 nucleotides long. RefSeq lists its product as uncharacterized. The record is from RefSeq and is a predicted model, not a curated record. The coding region runs from base 653 to 1582 and encodes 309 amino acids. Lineage: Eukaryota; Viridiplantae; Streptophyta; Magnoliopsida; Poales; Poaceae. The transcript is spliced from 3 exons. Gene Ontology annotation, molecular function: carbohydrate transmembrane transporter activity.